Messenger RNA from Styela clava, 3413 nucleotides. RefSeq names its product protein phosphatase 1D-like. Gene Ontology annotation, biological process: protein dephosphorylation. Gene Ontology annotation, molecular function: protein serine/threonine phosphatase activity. The record is from RefSeq and is a predicted model, not a curated record. Lineage: Eukaryota; Metazoa; Chordata; Ascidiacea; Stolidobranchia; Styelidae.
UUAUGUAUGCAAAUAUCAAGCUAAUGUAAUCUGCUGUCUACCAUGUCUCCCACAAAUUGUUGGAAUUUACGAGUGACUGCUGAGGUAAAUCAAGGAGGAAGGAGAUACAUGGAAGAUGUGACGGCAGUGCAAUUCGAACGUGCAAAACAAAACAAAAAAGUUGUGGAAUAUGCCGCAUUUGCUAUAUUUGAUGGACAUGGCGGCAAAGAAGCCGCACAUUUUGCCAGAGACAAUAUUUUAGACAAUAUUAAAUGUCAAAAAGGAUUUUUUUCUAAAGAUGUUGAACAAGUUAAGAGGUCAAUAAAAGACGGAUUUAUCGCAACACAUCACCAAAUGUGGCAACAUUUACCCACAUGGCCAAAGACGUAUAACGGACAUCCCAGUACAGCAGGUACAACUGUUAGUCUGGUCCUUAUCCGAGGAAACAAGAUGUACGUUGCUAAUGUUGGUGAUUCAAUGGUAGUCAUGGGAACAAGAGAAUAUCGCUUCAAAAAUAAUGCCAGGGCUUUUCAGGCUAUGGAGCUGACUGUUGAUCAUAAACCUGAAUUACCAGAAGAAAAAAAAAGAAUUGAACACUGUGGAGGAUGUGUUAUGAAUAAAGCUGGAGUAAAUAGAGUCGUAUGGAACAGACCUAAAAUAACACACAGUGGUCCAAUUAGAAGAAGCACAAAACUUGACAGAAUACCAUUUCUUGCAAUUGCACGUUCACUCGGUGAUUUAUGGAGCUUCAAUUCAGAAUUAAAUGAAUUUAUAGUAUCGCCAGUACCUGAUGUGCAUUGCUAUGACUUAGUUGAUGGAAGAGAACAAUUUAUUGUACUUGCAAGUGACGGACUUUGGAAUAUGGUUCGUCCUUAUGAAUCUGUCACGAGUGCUGGGACAUUUGAUCAAAGAAAGCAACAAAAAUUAGUAACUGGUACUCCUGCACAUGAAUUAGUACAACUAGCAUUGGAUAGAUGGAAAAUGCGGGCGAUGAGAGCAGAUAACACAAGCGUUAUUGUUGUUUAUAUUGAAAGAAAGAAAAUGGAAUCGACUGCUAAGAAAAGGGAUACUUAUUCUGAAAGUUGGACAAGUGCAAGACUAGAAGGCUCCAAAACUCCAGAUGACAACAUGCCCUAUCGAAAUGCUGACAAGGAAACUGAGGUUGUUAACUCAGAUCCACCUACACCAAGACUUGAAGAUGAGACCAGAACUGGUUUGGUACCUGUUCCCCUUGGUGCUCCCAUUCCACCUCAAGUUGAAGCUGAAUCAUCUGAUUUAAGUUCCAAAGAUGUGGAGCCGCUUCAGGACAGCAGCAUAUCUUCAUCAAGUGGUGAUAUUGAUGAGAAUCGCAUUUGCAAACCAAUUCCAAAAUUAGUUCGAUCUAACAGGAGGGACAGGCUUGACGACAUGAUGUCAGAAUCGACCAGUGAAGGGGAUGAUAUUGAUAAACCAAGCAGUAGUAAUAUUGCCGAAAAUCAAUCUGGAAACGACGAUGAUACUUCAGAAUCCAAACCAGUACGCAGAGUUACAAGGAGAUUAUCUAAAGAUAUUGAAAAAUCGAUGAAGCGGUCCACAAGAUCAUCACAUGGCAAGAACAACGAUGACAAGGAGGGAGAAAAGAAAGCUGUCAAGCGUAGAAAAUCAGAAGAAUUUACAACAACGGCAUCCAAGUGUCGCAAGAUUGGUUCACCAUCGGAGAGGGCAGGACGAACUGAAACUCGUAGAUCGACACCUGCACUUGCAAAAACAGCCGCAACUAUCAAAAGAAAAACAGAAAAAUUGGGAAAAUCUGCACAAACGUCACUUCAAAAGAGACCAAACUCUGCUGAAAGACUCGCAGUCAAAUCACAAACAGCUAAACCUGCUCCAAAACUAAACCCUGUUGCAAGACGUAAAAGUGAACCUGUCCUGGCGCGAAGAAGUACUCGUGUUCCUAAAACUCCAGCAAAAAUUUCGAAAUAAGCCGACCAGUUUUAUCAAUAUCUGCCAACCAAGCUAGAUGAAGUCUAAAAUGUACCAGUACCUUUUUUGCUUUUUCUCAUUACGAGGAUGCUUCUCGAAAGUGUAUAGAAAUUAUUUUUACUGCCAAAAGAAUUGCAGCAAUGGGAAGCCGUUCUCGCUUUUAGUAGUUAUUUUAAUAUCGAUUUUAGCUGUAUUUUAAAAUUUUAAUUGACUGAAUUUUCUUUCUAUAAAUAUUAGAGUAAAGAAAGUUUGAAAGCCUCAUAGCUUUGUGUACUAGCUUUGAUGACAAGACCCUGAAGAAAAACUGCACUUCAUCAAGUUAUAGACCAAACUAAACCAUUUGAUGACCAAUUUUUAUUGCUUGGUUAUCCAAUUUUGUUUUACUGGAGGUCUGGAGCUAUUAUUUGUCAUUUCGUUAAUAAAAAUCAUUAUCAGUAUUCUUUUUGAAAUGGAUUGUUGCCACUCAAAUUGUUGUUCUGUGUAAUCAGUUUGUCUUUUGUCGAUGAAAGCUUUUCAUUUGUUUCUAUGUUAAUUUUAACUAAAUUUGUAAAGCUUAUUAUUUACUGUGUUAGGAUCCUAAUAUAAGAAUGAGCUUUUCAUGCAAGAAAACAGGCUGUUUUUUUUUAAUCCUGACGUUUAUGGAAAUAUCAGCAUGACAAUAUAAAUAUUAUUUCAUCAUUUAAUUGAAGACUUUAUUCAUCAAGCAUGCAUGGAAAACUAUUUAUUUUUAGGAAACAUAUUCUAUCAUUGACUUCUAAAUCGGAUAUACAUACUUUGUGUAUUUCAUUAAGUUAGGAAACUACUUUUGGCUAAAUUUGGGUGUCUGGGAACAUUCUUUCUUAUUGCCGUUAUUAUAGCAACGAUUACAUAUAAUGAUAGAUUUCGAGUGAUUUUCUACAAAACAGAUCAGUUCAAAUAUUGGAAAUUAAAUCUGGUACAAAAACCUCCUCAUGUUGAGUGUAGGUUAAAAGCCAGUGUUUUACAUAGCUUUGGUGCACAAUCAGUACUUUAUGUGCUGUUCUGGUUGCGUAUUUAAAGGUAGCUUUUGGUUCCUUUUAUUUACAAACUUACGAUUAAUAGAACAUUUUAAUCUGUUGUUUUUGUGACUACGUUUUGUGUUUUAUUUAAGAAAUUCUUUUUAUUCUUUUCCUGUGCAGGAGUUUUCUCUGUUUAAUGUCGUUUUAUAUGAAUGAAUUUCCGACUGCACUCAUUUCAUCUCUCCUGACUGUAAUUUGCUUUUUAAUAUUGAAAUUGUUAAAAUAUGUUCUUGUUGCUUCAUUUUUUUUCGAAAUGCUAAAAAAGUAGUGAUAUUGAUUGACUAAAUGUUCUAAUGAAAUUUUAUCCAGAAUUUUGUUACCGAUGGUUUUAUGUUCUCCCUCAUACCUUUGUCUUUACACUAUUGUAAACAGUUUACUCCACUUCAUAUUUCAUGUGAACGUCUUUUAUAUUUCAAUAAAACUAGGUUUAAUCAA